This is a messenger RNA of Coffea arabica (coffee), 1443 nucleotides long. RefSeq lists its product as uncharacterized. The record is from RefSeq and is a predicted model, not a curated record. NCBI's taxonomy places the organism in Eukaryota, Viridiplantae, Streptophyta, Magnoliopsida, Gentianales, Rubiaceae. Gene Ontology annotation, cellular component: chloroplast thylakoid membrane.
ACACAGAAAAAAAAUCAAGAGAAUGAAUUAUGAUUUUGGUAGUAGAUCUCGCAUAAAGAAAAAACUGAAAGUACAGAAGCAGAAUCAAGAAGCAUCACCGUAAACUCCUCCUUAUCACUCAGGCCUCACCAUGCCUACUCUAACUCUAAAAUCACCCCAUGCUCAAAUCUUCCAAACUCCACCACAUUGCUUCUUCCCCUUCCCUCAAUCUUCCUCUUCCCUCCUCACCUUUUCUCCUCUGCCCAUUUCCCUUUCUUCUCUUAACUUCCUCUGUAAGUCCCUCACAGCCACCAUUUCCCGCUCUGUCUCAGCCCACAACCACCAUACAACCACUGAACCAUGGCUGGCCCAACUCCCAGAACAACCCAACACCACCGCCACUGUAGAAGAGGCACCUCCAGAAGAGGGCCCAAUAGAAAUCCCAUCUUCCAGUCCUUCCGUUUUCGCCACCUCCGACAAGCCUACUCCCAUCCAAACUGCCACCAGUGUCCUCCUCACUGGCGCCAUCACUGUCUUCCUCUUUCGCUCCAUCCGCCGACGAGCUAAACGCGCCAAAGAAUUGAAACUUAGGUCAUCAGGAGCUAAGAAGUCGUUGAAGGAGGAAGCAUUGGAGAAUUUAAAGGUAAUGGUGCCAACACCGAUUGAUGCUAAGUCUUCACCUUCACCUGUUCAAGCAUUGCUGGGAGGUUUAACAGCGGGUGCCAUUGCGUUGCUUCUUUACAAGUUCACCACCACUAUUGAGGCUGCUCUCAAUCAGCAACCACUUUCAGAUAACUUCUCAGUUCGCCAGAUAACCAUAACCAUCAGGACUAUUGUCAACGGUUUGUGUUACCUUGCUACAUUUGUCUUCGGCAUAAAUUCUGUAGGAUUACUUCUUUACUCUGGCCAGCUUGUGAUCAACUCCUUUAUGGGAGAUUCUCCACCAAACGAGUCAAAAAAUGGAGGUGAAGCACAGGUAAAAUCAUCAGAUGAAUCACCGAAAGGUCCCAUUGACAGUUCUGGGAUAAGGAGUCUUAAUGAGGAUCCAAGUUCAGAUAGUUCACAAUAAUUGCAGAUAUAGCUAACAGACACCAAAGCCCUCUAGUAAACAAGAUUGAAUUUAGACUAUAACAUCAGGGCAGAGGUUAGCCAUUGAUUUUAUUCAAGCUGAAGAAGGAAAAUGCUGUUCUUAAAUAGGUGUGCUGACAUUAGUUUCACAUGAAUUUUCCCAGAUGUUGUGUUUUUGAGAAGGUCUACGGAAACGGGGAUCCCAGCGGUUGUAGUUAAUUUGCCUCGUCUAGAACAGGCAAAAGGAAACUACUGAUUCCCUUGUAAGUUACAAAUUUGGAAGGAAAUGAAUGAACUGGAGACAAGGAAACUUCUGAUUUGCUUGUAUGCAUUGUGGAUCUUCAAUCUUUGUAAAGGUAAAAAAAUCUUUGAUAAAAACUGUGUACAAUUGUGAGU